AGAGUUAUCGCCGAUAAGCCCAGCUGACGUGUGCCCGUCAGCUAAUUUUCACAUUACUCCCACCACUUUAUUUUUCACUUUUUACUUUUCACUAUCCUCACUCGCGUCAUUCCUGACCCAGACACUCACUCUACAUGAUGGGCCCCAUAAAGACAGAGGACGGUGCGGAUACCCAGAAGAAGCGCAACCGCGUGCCCAUCUCGUGCAUCAUCUGCCGGCGGCGCAAGGUCAAGUGUGACAAGAAGAGACCCGUUUGCACGGGUUGCACCAAAAACGGCGUGGCCCAUUUGUGCCACUAUAUUGACCCUCCUUGGGCGAAACCCGUGGAUGCGGACGGGGGUACGCCCAUGCCUGAUACGGAGCCUGAGGCCUCAGACAAAGACUUAUUGAUCCAGCAGUUGUCAGAGAAGAUUUCCCGGUUGGAAGCGGCGAUGAGGACCACGAAUGUUCCGAGAGUACCGCAGAAUGCAGACGAUAUCUCCCAGAUCGUUCUCCACGAGCCACUCAAUCUCUUUGGAAACCUCAACACGUUGACCAUCCAGCAGGACAAGUUCACGAAGAUCGGCCUCACCUCGCACCACGCAUUCAUCCGCCUUGAUCCGUACCUUAAAAAACUCUACUUUAAAAUCAACAACUUCAAGCGUAUCUACAACUUCUACAAAAUGCACAAGCUGAACAUGGCCAGGAAGGAGAUUCUUCUCCAUCAGCAGACCAUGUUGAAUCCGUUUAAAAUGAAGGACGUGGACUUUGAAAAGAUCUACGAGAAGUACGACUAUUCGUACCAGGAGAACGAGAUCGAUUUUACGAAUUUUAACUUUGCGGAGGACAAAACCGUGAAGAUUGAGGACCUGGACGUGAUUAUGGACGCAAAGCUUGUCCAGCCGCUAGUCACGCUUCCAUCCUCAGGGCUCCAGGCACCAGAUUCAGGAGCAAAGUGCCCAAUUGACCGUUCAAAGUUUCAGGGCAAACCAAAAUGCCCAAUUGACCAUUCGCAGUUCCAGGGUUCAUCUGGUUUCGCCUCGCCUGGCGGUUUUGCCUCACCUGGAUUCGCCCAUCCCUCACCCGGGGACUUUGCCCCUGGCCACCUGUCGCCUGGAGGCUUCGCCGGUCCUCCUGGGACCUUUGCCCCACCCUCUCCCUUCCACCACCCCCAGUUCGCUAAAAAUAAUACCAAGACCCAGAAGUGCCCCAUCAACCAGCCGUUCCCCUACGAUGUGGUUGCCAGUCUGGGCUCUAUCAACUUGAACACCAAUAUCAACGUUGCGCCGAUCAACUUCACCAGUGGCUCCACCGCUGGAACCAUUUUCCACCCUAAGGAAGAGAGCUGUCCCUUUGGCGAACCGUUUAGCGCCCCAAAUCCCAUGAUCAGCGCCACUGACUACAACGCCAACACUGCCAGUAUAACCGGAAACAUCUAUCCGCGCGCACGGCCGCAGCGCCACCUGGCAAAGCGCCAGAAGAUCAACACGAUCCAGGAUUCCACCACCAACUUCCUGAGCCUCUCGCUUGGCGAGAUGCUCCGCCUUGUGGAGCGUAACCUCCCAGCGAAACGCGUGGUGUGGAUGUUGAUCGAGAAAUUCUUUACGGUAUACUACAUGCAGUUUCCCUUCCUUGACGAGGCGGCCUUUAAGGAAGAUAUCGCGGGGAUCAUCGGCGGUGCCGACGACUUGGACCAGGAGGUGCACGUGCUUAUCGAUACUUCUGGUCUCGCAGCGGCUACACCGCUCGCUGCUGGCCUCGCUGCUAGUUCUGCCGCGGCCCCGGGCCCGGCUUCGCCGCUAGCGCAGCACCAUGCCAUCUUGAAGCUCUGCCACUUGCUUCUCAUCUUGCGUGUCACCUGGCUCGGUCUUCCGAUCAACCUCCCAGACUUCCCCAAGAUGAACAUGUAUCUCGCCGGGAUGAACCUCCAGACUGGCGACACGGACGCUGUGUUGAUGAAGCCGGAGAACAUCGUGCCGAUGAUCUUUGUCGAUAUUGUGAAGUUCUUUGUGCUGCAAUACAUCCAGCACCAGCCGUUCUACUCGAUAAACGUGGGCUCGCUGCAAAACGGGGUUCGGGACGACACAAACGUGAAUGUGGACGUAGUUUCGUCACUAGAGUUCAUCCAGUGUGGGCUUCUCCUCAAGCACUACUUCAUGAUUUCCCCGGAAAACCAUGAUGAUGACACAUAUGAGUCGCUCAUCAUCACAGAAAAUGAGCAGCUCUUCUCGAUUUUGGUCUCCGUAGCCCAGAAGAUCGGAUUGUACCGCGACCCGCUCACGUUUAUCUCCAGGGGGGCUAACUUGGAGAAGAACACCAACGGCCUCAACUUCCGCAGGCGGCACUUGUGGCGCAAGAUCUGGUGGACGAUCUGGAAGUUGGACGUCACGCAGGCGCUCAUGUUGGGCUCGCCGUUGUUGUUGAACAAUGAGCAGUGGUACGACACGAAAUUGCCAUGUGCAGAUGAGGCCAGAGGUGAGCCCGAGGAAAGCGGUGAGGCCGUGGCAAGCGGCGAAGACUUGAUCCGCAUCUAUUUCCACAACAACGACCGGGCGCGCAUGGACGACGAUGAGCUGGGAGACACGGAGGUGUUCUACCGCAAGGAGAUGCGCGUAAUUUCGGACUUCCAGCGCGUGGUUACCGUCUUCCAGGUGCUCCGUCGCGGGUUGAACUGUUUGUAUUCGGUGCGAAAGUUCCGCCCGAGCAAAGCGACGUUGGAUGAAAUUCACGAGCGGUUGCUCGCAAUGCUUAACGGCGAGGAGAACAGCGCAACGUUCACGAUGACGCCGUUGCCGCAGUUGCUCGGAAUGAGGCUGGAGGCCAGGGGCGAGACUGCGACCGCGGCUGCGGUGGAUUCUGUCUAUGCCUGCCACGAAAAGGUUUCCCAGCUCAAGCUCCACGCCACCGUCAAACUGUUUCUCUACACGCUCAGCUACAUGAUGUUCAUCUACUACGAACUGAAGGCGACGGAGCCCGCCAAGGGAAAGGACCAGGAUCGUACCCACGUGCGUAAACAGCAGUACAACCGUUUCUUCCGUGAGUACUCCCAGAAGUGUCUCGCCUACAGCAUCGACAACUACAAGCUCUUUCUCGACUUUAUCGACCAUAAGUUUGACUGGUUUCCGUAUGACCUUGUGAGUGGGGCCGAGCUUCUUGUGUUGCGGACGUUAAUGAACGUGAGCUCGCGGUCUAUCCAAUUCAUGAUCUCGCUUAUCUUGCGCAACAAAACCAACAAAGAGAUGCUUGUGAAGACUGGUGAAUUAGCAGAGACUGGUGAUGUUGCUCACCAGUGUGCUAAACUUCCAGAUGGAGAGCUUUGUCAAACAGCAAGGAAAGAAGUGCGUUGCCCGCAGUCGGAUCAAGCUGUGUCCGGUGUUUGCGGAGGAAGAAGAUGGGGGCCAAGGUGAGAAUGGGAGUGUGAGUGGUCCUGUGAGUGGUCCUGUGAGUGGUCCUGGGAAUCCUAUUGAUGGCUUCUUUUCCCAGCAGACUUCGCCUGUGAUCCGCUCGGCAAUGGAUACCCCCUCGCCUUCCCACCCAGUGUUUGCGGCUCAUCUCGAUGUCACCAGCGCUCUGAUCAACCCAUACUUUGAGACACCACCGCCACCGUUCAGGGGCCAACACGCGCCCCACGCCCAGUCGCCUUUCAACCCGAACCAGUUCCACCCCCAGCCACAUGUU
Messenger RNA from Babjeviella inositovora NRRL Y-12698, 3657 nucleotides. RefSeq lists its product as uncharacterized. The coding region runs from base 135 to 3386 and encodes 1083 amino acids. The transcript is spliced from 3 exons. Gene Ontology annotation, cellular component: nucleus. Gene Ontology annotation, molecular function: DNA-binding transcription activator activity, RNA polymerase II-specific; RNA polymerase II cis-regulatory region sequence-specific DNA binding; zinc ion binding. Lineage: Eukaryota; Fungi; Ascomycota; Pichiomycetes; Serinales. Gene Ontology annotation, biological process: regulation of transcription by RNA polymerase II; DNA-templated transcription. The record is from RefSeq and is a predicted model, not a curated record.